Caenorhabditis sp. 36 PRJEB53466 is the source of this 4006-nucleotide messenger RNA. The record is from the annotation of a GenBank genome assembly. NCBI's taxonomy places the organism in Eukaryota, Metazoa, Nematoda, Chromadorea, Rhabditida, Rhabditidae.
AUGCAGUCUUUCCGGAAAAUUUGGAAUAAACCUCGUCCGGAUGACUGGAUGCCAUUGGCCAGAUUCUACUACGCGGAUUCGGCACUGAACGAUAUCGGUAAGUUGUUCGCGAAAUUCUUUUGCAUGAUCGCGAUCAUGUCCAGCUGGCUAAACGUCCUUCCAUGUCCCUAUCCAUUAAUUAUAACGUCAAUUCUCCCAUUGAUUGCGGUUUUUGAAAGAAGAAAAAUGACCGAUAGGUAGCCGGAUAGAGUUGGUUGACGGAACAACAAUUAGAUUAGAGAAGCAGCAAGAUGGAAAACUAAUCCUAGAAUAUUUUUGCUUGCUGACUGACGUACACGGCCUCAGGCAUAGGAACUUCAUCUCGUCAAGAGGGGAGCUCAGUGCGGGACGCGAACAAUGACCGAAAGCGGCGGAUUGCGUGUUUGCACAAUCUCCGCCGCUCCUUCUCCAGUCGAAGCCAAUCAUUUUCGUAUUAUGAAAAGCCAUGACACGUUGAACAAAUUUCCGUAUUGGCCAGAAGAAAGCCUGGUUUAGAAGGGGGUUGCAUCACAUUAAUAAUCCAUUUUGUUUUUGCAAAAUCUUGGCAAACAGAUAAGGUAUCGGUAAAUACUUGGACUCCUCUCAUUUCUCACAAUAUUUCUAUUUACCUUGAAGAAACGGUCGUCGGCCGUCAAAAUGAUAGUGAGAAAGCCCAAAAAAUUGAGUGGUUUUGUUUUCAACGCGGCAGGGCAGAAAUGGGUCAAGUUCCACGUCAACUGUCGAAUGCAUUCCCUGUUUGGCAUCUUCUAGUCAUUAACUACCGGGCAGCCACACAUAUACACUGUACAAAAACAAAAUAGUACCUAUGAUAACACACAAUACACGUUUGUUUGGAAUUUCCUCAUUACGGGUUGCGUGCACGAUGAUGGCAGUUUGUCACAAAACAUGGGCAAAUGGCAGACUUUGGAAAAUUUUUAAUAAUCAGGAAGAAAACGGUUAACGUGCGAUAAUGUUUGAUGCCUUCGCAGCAAUAUAUGUACAUUUUUCAGCGAGUGAACUCGAUUCGUUCGAUGGAAGACGGGAUCCGGACCGAUGCAAUGCGCUCGUCACCAGACUUCGUGUUGCUCAAGAUCGAGUUUUGCAUAUCAUAAGUGAGUGAGCGACCAAAACAGGAACCCAAACCGCUCGCGUUUCCCAAGCAGCAUUCACGCUGUUCCGUUUCUUGUUUUUUGAACCGCUUUGUUGGAAGCAUGCAUCUGUGCGGUUCAGCGAACAAGUAGAGCAGAAACGGCGAGCAGAAAAGUGCACACCGGCAAACGAAUGACUCGUUAGCGCACGCGUACUUGAGCUGUCGUCACCAAUGCACUUUUUCAGAUAGAACUUCCUUGAAUCGAAUUGUGGCUUCCUUUCUUCGCUCACGAAUGUCUAAUGAAUGCACUUUCAUAGAACUCGAUGAAAGUGCAAGUUUCGCGCGAGAGUAGUUCUUAACUUUUGGACACAAACCUAUUUUCCCGGAAGAAAAAAGCGCGGAAUAGACUGGCGGCUACGAAGAACAUAAAUAUUUGUCGAGUUCUCAAGAUUUUUGACCACUAAGCGUCAGACAAACACUAUUUUUUGAAGAGAAAGAGACUUUGCGGCGCUUUACACACUAAUGAAAAAGAGGGAUAUUCGAAUAAUGUUUUAAAUUAUUUUCAGCCGAGAUGCUGGUACACUUGUAUCCGAGGGAACAAGACCGUGCUUGCCGUGACUUUCGCAUCAAAUUUCCCGAUGAGAUUCUGCACGACACACUGCCAGGACAGCUGUGGUUUGGCGCUGAGGUAUUGUUGUUGUUCUUAGGCUCAGAUAACUGCGUUGCAAAAUGACCAGUCUUCAAACUGAGAAAAAGCUUUGCUGCCAUCACUGGUAUGAAAAAGAAUGAAACUUGGAUUGCAGUGCCUGUCCGCCGGAUCCAACAUCAUCGAUCAUGAGACAGAGUCUGAUAUGAUUCGUCCACUUGCCAAAGAGGUGACAAAACAGCUCGAUCUGCUCAGAGAUCUGCUCAAGGUUCGUGAUUGACAACUGACAAAUAUGAUUUAACAAAAUUAUAAUUUCAGAAUCAGUCGCUGCGUGAUCCUUCAGCUUAUAAUCCAGUGAUCAAAGAGAAUUUGCUGAAAUUCGACAAACUCUUCGCAGAGUUCGAGUAUCAGUACGUCUCGGCGAUGGUUCCGGUCAAAUCGGUGAAGGAGCACGACUCACAGCUGGACGUCGCCGUUCUCUUCUCAGAAGUUUUGUCGUUGGCGCUCACGAAGGAUCUCAUCACACAAGACCUGAUUGACUACUGUGAUCCGUCCGUGAUGAUUGCCAUUCCAAGACUUGGCAUCGUCUGGGGGCUUCUUAUUUAUUCGAAAGGAGCACUGAACGUGGAUAUUCCUGCCGAGAAUCUGUCGGAAAUGUUCCGUCCGUUCUACUCGUUGCUUGUCAAAAUCCGCAACCUGCUGAGAAUUCUGACCCCUCAGGAACUGACCAAACUGGAGACAGUGCUUUGCAAAGGAGAAACUGUGGUUCCAGAGCACAGUUCCAGCACACUCACUAUGAGUGACUUCCGUACCAAUGCUACAGACGAGGAGAAGGCGAAGAAUAAUCAGAGAGUGUGGAUGUGCGACAUGACAUCGUCGGACAGCAUUAGCACACCGACGACGCCGGAUACUUCGUCUUUCCAGGACAUAUCUUCUAGUGAUUCCACUUCGAUGAACUCUUCUGGAAUGACUAGUCCCCACUUCGGAAGCGAGGAGAACAUCAGUCAGGUCGACAAGACGGAAGAAGAAGAAGAAGAAGUCGAAGAGGAAGUUGCUGGAAUCGGUUCUUCUGUUGCUGGGGCUGAUGUCGAAAUGUCAGAUGAGACAAUUGAGAGCGCUGAGGCACCGGAGAUAGCUCCAAAGGAAACUGAGCUCACGGCGGAAGGCGUCGAGGAGACCAACUCGGACAGCAGCAUGGAAAACCCGUCACUUCUGAAUGCGUCCGAGGAGAAGGAGAAGGACUCGGACUCUUGUUUGGAGCACAAAGAGUUUGAAAGAAACACAAAGACAAUCAUUCCUAUGCAAACCGAUCCGAGGUUCGUUGACCUAUGUAAUGAGAGAAUCGAUAACGGCAGAGACCAAACAUAAACAGAUAGAGGAAGUGUCAAGUCGCCAAACGCCAUUGACUUUCUUUCUAUCUCUUCUGCCCGAUUGCUUGUUUCCUUCACUCAGCCCUUUUCAUCUUUUCAUCUUUCAGAGCUCUAAUCGAUCCGAAGAACUUGCGCUCUCGUUUCCGAUCCUCCGAAGAUCUCGUCCAUCGUCUGUUCGUCUGCAUUGCCGGCGUGGCCGAUCAGCUUCAGACCAACUACUCGAGCGAGAUCCGCAAAGUGUUGAAGUUGAUUCUGCAGCCGUCCGAGAUUAUUCCUGUCUACGAGGUGGUGAGAGAUGGCCAAACGAUGAACACGUCUUAUCAAACUUUUCAGGUCAGCGCGCAAGAGGCCAAUUCUCAGACCGAAGGAGAAGAAACCGGCGUAGAAGCACAGGAAGCGCUUCCUCUUCCAGCAUUUAUGGGUAAGUAUGCAUGGCACCUCUAGAUGUAUGUCCCUCGUCAAAAUUACGUGAACCGUUUUGUGUCCCUUUAACUGAGAACGCGUAGCUAUUUAUUGAUUAGUUUACCCAGGUGUUCGUUGGGUUCCGGACGAGGACUGCGAGCAGUGCACCGCCUGCUCUAUGCCGUUCAACUUUGUCCGCCGACGUCAUCAUUGUCGCAACUGCGGACGCAUUUUCUGCCACAGAUGCUCUUGCAACUCGAUCAGCAUUCCGGAACACGGAUAUGACAGAAAGGUAGGAGAAAUUUUGGUUAGCAGCCAGGAAAAGUACAUUUUUUUCUUCAGGUUCGCGUCUGUAAUCUCUGCUAUGUGCACCGUCUCAAUCCAUUCGGCUGCAACGAUCAGAAUCAAGCCACUGAAAACGUGUCGGCUGUGAAUACGAUCAACGAAUCGGCCGGACAGCCCACUUCUGCAUCUUCCUAA